Messenger RNA from Aphanomyces invadans, 168 nucleotides. RefSeq lists its product as hypothetical. Lineage: Eukaryota; Oomycota; Saprolegniomycetes; Saprolegniales; Verrucalvaceae. The record is from RefSeq and is a predicted model, not a curated record. The coding region runs from base 1 to 168 and encodes 55 amino acids. The transcript is spliced from 2 exons.
AUGUCGAAGAAGGCCCGCAAGCUCUUCAAUCGAAGCGUCGCCCAGUUGUUGGAAUACAGCAGCCAUUUGAUCAAGUCGCCGGGAAUCCUGAGCAGGUUGAAGAAGAAGAGCGACCUCAAGCACGUCGUCGAAUUCAACGCAACAUUUUCGAGGCUUCAGCAACUAUAG